ACAGCCGAAGCAGACGGAGGCUCGGACAGCUAGCUGCUUAUUUGUAGCUCGACUUUCUGCAUUUUUCUUGGUAAAUAAACGUUUGGACUCGUGAGCUGAGCGCCUCUGCUCUCUGUCAGGAGCCUGCGUGUUUAUCACCGCUCCGUGUGUGAUUUCAGGAAACGCCCCGAGCGUUUCUCCACAGUUUCCUCCCAUCAUGUCUCACAAGCACCCAUACAGACAACCACCGUCGGACUCUGACCUCAGACCCGAUCCUGGACCUUACAGAUCCUCAGACCUCGACCACCCCUCCCCGGACCACGACUUUUACAGGCCACCUCAGGAGUCCUUCUCCUCGCCCUACGCGUCCUCUUCCUCUUCCAGAGGCUCGGCUCCGUGGCCGCAGGACCGCGCUCUCAGCAUCCUGAGCAGCCUUGGUCUGGAGCCCGGCGACCUGUCUCUGCUGGCCGAACUGCCUGAGGACGUCCUCACUGUGGAGUCCCUGCCUCAUGUCCUCAAACAGAUCAAAGGAAAGAGAGGGACCGUCAGACCUUCCCCUCCCAACGCUGCGUGUCCAUCCUCCUUCUCCUCCUCUUCCUCACCCUCUUAUCCUCCCAGCUCUGCCUGUCGACCUGCCGUCAGCUCCUGCGGCGGAGGCUGGGAUCAGCUUCUCAGCCAGUCGGUCCAGUACCCGCUUCACCAGAUUCCUCCCAGUCCUCUUCCAUCUGAGCAGGUCCAGGACCACUGGGGGAAUCCCAGAACCAGUAGUAAUGUCGUAGCAGACCCACCAUCAUCAUCAUCAUCAUCCAUCUAUGUGGUGGACUUCCAUCACAGACCAGGACCCUCUGACUAUGGUAAGACAGGCAGAGCCUCUGGUCCAGUUUCCUCUCAGGACCGACCUUCUUUCAGGUCUGGGGAACAGAAAAAAAGAACUCAUCCUUCCCGUUUCUCUGAGCCCGGAUCAGCUGGUUACAGGUCAGUUCCUCCGCCUGACGCUCAGGGGGGACGCCCCAAGUCUGAAACCUCUUCCAUCAGGAGGAGCCUGCACACUGCCACCGCCUCGAUGCCCUCCAAGAGAGAAGCUCAGGAUUUCCACGGGAUGUGUCCACAGGUGUUCCCGUACUCGUGCUCUCUGUGUGAUAUCACUGUGCUGUCAGAGAAGGUUUGGAUCAAACACAUCAACAACACUCAGCAUGCGAACGGACAGCUCAGCCUGCUGCAGCAGUUUCCGAACUGGGACUGUCGUAUGGAGACACUCAGCAGGGCUGACAACCAAUCAGAGAAGAGGAAGGAUGAAGCAAACCCCGCCCAGCCACCACAGUCAGCCAAUCAGAGCCAGAAGCCAGAGCAGAAUAAACAGAAGAAGACGUCAGAGAAAGGUAAAGUGGUGUGUGUGAAGUUUCCCGCUCAGUCUGUGGAUGAGACGUAUCUGAGGAAACUGACCGAACCGUUUGGAAAGAUCGUGAAGAUCCUCAUGUUUCCAUCUUUGGCGUUCGUGGAGCUGGGCUCCGUCGAUCAGGCAAAGGACUUGGUGAAGUUCCACGUUAACUAUCCUCCAACUGUGAACGGAGAGCAGAUGGAGUUCAGCAUCUCCAGCACCUUCAGCUUCCUCCAGAGUUCUCAGGUGGUGAGCUUCACUCCAGCUCCAACGGGAGAAGACGGCCAAUCAGAUCUGAUCAGCAUCAUCAAGCGCUUCGGUCCGCCGCUCUACACCCUGUUCCUGCCCUCUGCGGCGUCUGUGGAGAUGAAAAACGCUGCGGACGCUCAGAAGCUGGUUGAUUAUUAUUCGUCCAACACUCUGAGGAUCAACAACGACGUCCUCAAAGUUUCCUUCUCUGGACAAUACAAGACUCUCAUGCGGGUGGCGUCAGCCAAGAAGUACGAAGAGGAAAUGACUCCGGCCAAGAGGACGAGGAGUCAGAGCCGAGAGGACGAGGACAAGACGGCAGAAACCAAGAGGAGGAAGAGCAGCUGUAAAGACAAGGUGGAGCAGAUAGAGGAGGAGGGAGGGAAAUCCAGCAGAGAGAGGAGGACCAGGUCCACAUCCAGAGAUAAAUCCAUCAGGGAGAGGAGGACCAGGUCCACAUCCAGAGAUAAAUCCAUCAGGGAGAGGAGGACCAGGUCCACAUCCAGAGAUAAAUCCAUCAGGGAGAGGAGGACCAGGUCCACAUCCAGAGAUAAAUCCAUCAGGGAGAGGAGGACCAGGUCCACAUCCAGAGAUAAAUCCAUCAGGGAGAGGAGGACCAGGUCCACAUCCAGAGAUAAAUCCAUCAGGGAGAGGAGGACCAGGUCCACAUCCAGAGAUAAAUCAAAAACUAAAUCCAGCAGAGAGAGGACCAACUUCAGAUCCAGAUCUAGAGAUAAGUCCAGAACAAGGUCUAAGUCCAGAUCCAGAGACAAAUACAGAGAAAAGUCCAGGUCCACAGAUAAAUCCAGCAGGAGGUCCUCCAGCCAGAACAGGUCCAGAGAAAAGACAGUGGAACCAGAGAAAGCUGAGAACCCCGACUCUGAGUCCAGAACUGAUCCUGAACCAGCUCCUGUCCGUGACUCCAGACCUGAAACUACAGAGACUGAACAGAGCGAAGAGGAAGCAGAGUCGUCUGCGGAGGAGAGCGACAUCGAGGGGAUGGAGGUGAUCGGAGAGGAUGGUGAGAGUCUGGAGGACGAAGACAAGGAAAGUCUGGAUGAUGCUGAGGAGGAGGAGGAAGCUUCUGAGGGAAACCACGGUCCAGCAGAGAGGCCUGACUCACCUGGACAAGGGGAAGAAAAGGAGGUGAAGGAUGGAGAGACUGAAGAUCAGGACACACCUGUGAUAGAGGAGAGGGAGGAGGACUCAGAGACGGCAGAGACUCAGCAGGACCACGACGAGGAGGAACCCAGUUUCCCAGUAGACCUGGAGAACUGCAUCACUCUGGAUGAACUGGACGAGGACGAGUCUGAUGACCAGGAGAUCGGAGCUGAACCUGAGUCCACCAGAGUGCUGUACUUCAGAAACCUGCCGCUGCGUUUCUACACCGACACAGAGUUCGUCAGACUGGUCAAAGGUUCUGGGAAGGCGGUGCGGUACCUGCUGAUCCGCCAACAGCGAGAGGGUUUCAUCGAGAUGUCGAGUUCUUCAGAGGCUGUGAGAGCUGUCAGAGAUCUGACCUGCACACCUGUCACCUUCCACGGCUGCAAACUCAGCGUCCAGUUCUCCGACAAAUACAAGAGACUCACCAACUGGUGGGAUGUUCAGUCGGACGAGGACGAGGACGAGGAGAAGAGGAGCGAGCGCCGGAGUUGGAGCAGCAGGAGGAGGAGUGAGCGCCGGAGCAGCAGCAGGAGGAGCGAGAGACGGAGCAAAUCCAAAACCUCCGAUAGAGACGAGAAAGAGUCCUCACAAAAGAGUCCAGACAAAGAGUCGGGAUCCAAUAAGUCUACAAAGAAAGAGUCAACCAACAAAAGGUCUUCAGGAAACAAAUCAGCCUCCAGAAAGACUCUGGAGGAGGAGGAGGACAAAAAGACUCAAGACAAGGAUGUCAAAAACACAUCAGAGAAGGAAUCAGCUGCUAGAGAGACUCCAGAGAAAGAGACAGCCAAUGAAAAAACUACAGAAGUAUCAGUGUCCAUAAAGACUGAAGAGACAGACUCAGCUGCUGAGAAGACCACCGGAAAGGACCUGACCCCAGAGACGAACCCAGAGACCGAGACACCACAGAGGAGAGGGACGCAUGAGAAGGACCCAGCGCCUGAAAAACCCCUGAAGACAAAGUCGGAGAGCGACGAGGCUCCAGCCGAGGAGGAGCUGAUGGUGAACGACGCCUCCGGAAAAGGAACAGUAGAGAUUUGUGAGGAGGAGCGAUCAGCUGGACUCACUGUGUCUGAGCUUCACAGAGUCUGGAGUCCAGGUCAGCCAGACUCUGGAGAUCCCAAACCACAAACAGAACAGAAACCCGCUGCUGCAGAUCGGCUACAGGAGCUCAGCCUGGAACAGAAGCCAGGACCUGCAGGGGGCGCUGCAGAACCCGAGACACCCACCAAACCUGUUGGAACGGAGUUUGUUCGGCCAGUCGUCGGUUAUUUCUGUAACCUGUGUCAGGUGAUCUACGCAGACGAGGACGAAGCCAAACUGCAGCACUGCAGCAGUCUGACCCACUACAGGAAGUACCAGGUGACAGCUGGAGGCCGAACAGCAGCAGGCUCAGGGUCCUCAGGGGUCCUCGGGGCUGCUGUUUGUUCAGGUUUCAGAGUCCUAACAUGUUAAACAUACACAUAAUAACAUGUAGAAACAUGACGGUGCAUCAUGGUGGGCUCUGUGGAGGUGAACCCGCUCCCUGUGUAGAUACGAAGGGCUCGCUCUAAGCUAGCAGUGACACAGUGACUCAUGUUUUCAUUAGUGUGUGAUCACCUGACUGAACGCUGAUCAAUCAGAUGUGUGAUCAGAGUUUAUUUGGAAAUGAGCAGAACGUCAGCCAUGUUUGAAAAGUCCUGUUAAUCAGCUUUUCAUCACGUCGGGUUUAGUUAAGUUCAGGUUGAUGAAAACUGAACUGAGCUGUUACAGCGUUUGGUCUGACGCCAUCACAGGAUCACGAGCUCGCUGAUUUAAUGUCCGUGAUGAGGGAUGCACCGAUCCACAUAUUUCCACUUCUGCUGAUCUGCUGAUACCAGAGCUUUCAUAUGACUAUUCUCAUUAUUGAUCAUUUUACAUGAUGCUGUAAUAAAUCUCCUCCACAGGCAGUACAAGGUCAGAAAGACAGGAAAUCCUGUUAACAGCCAAUAUUUAUUAAAUUCAGCAGAUACCCAGAAAGGUAACCUUCUCUUAGACUGAAACAGAAAUAAAAGCGCUGAUUGGUCUGCUCAGCACAGGUUCAGUAUACUGACUCUGUAGCAGAAACAAAUCAAGGUUUUUCAAAUCUCAAACAUCCCGAGCGCCGGAAGCUCAGUCACGGUUCAUCUUCUUCCUGCUGCACCUGGAAGGGACAUCAGUCUGUGAGUGAUAUGUUGUAGGUGUGUGAAUUACCUGGAUGACUCACCUGUUAUGGUGUCCCGCUUUAGUUUGUCGUUUGUGUGCAAAAGUUAACAGCGCGACCGAUGCUAAUGCGCUAGCCCGUCAAUGGGAUUCUCCAUAUUAUGUUAGCAUCGAGCUAAUCCAUCAAGCUGAACUUAUUACCACUUGCAGGUCGCGACGGAGCUUCCGCCCCUCGGUACAGCGGCUGUGCAAACAUCGCCCGCUCCUGUCUCGCUUUGUUGUGUUUCUGGUGCAGAAUAUUUCCACACAGCGACACGUCGCGCUGUAAAGUUGGUUAGCCGUGGUGCUGCUCGGUGCUAGCCUGCUAGCUGGCUGCAAACUGUGGAACGGAUUUCCCGAACGGGGGCGUGUCUCAUUACCCCGCGUCACACUGAGACACGCCUCCGUUCAGGAAAUCCAUUCCACAGUUCGCAGCCGGCAGGGACUCACCUGUGGAGCCAUGUCAGCAGCAGGAAUUCUGUCGGUAUCGGAACCCAUCCCUAUCAGUGACUUUGGUGGAGCUCAGCUGAUGGAGCCUCGGAUCUUAUUUUGCCGGGUUGUGUUUGGUGCUCUGCGGCCUCCUGGUCUCUGUCACAGCUGCUUCACAUCUGUCCGCUGCUUCC
Messenger RNA from Toxotes jaculatrix (banded archerfish), 5589 nucleotides. Its product is annotated as polyadenylate-binding protein-interacting protein 2-like. The transcript has 22 exons. Gene Ontology annotation, cellular component: cytoplasm. Gene Ontology annotation, molecular function: RNA binding; mRNA regulatory element binding translation repressor activity; zinc ion binding. The record is from RefSeq and is a predicted model, not a curated record. Bases 197 to 4222 code for a protein of 1341 amino acids. NCBI's taxonomy places the organism in Eukaryota, Metazoa, Chordata, Actinopteri, Toxotidae. Gene Ontology annotation, biological process: negative regulation of translational initiation.